AUUUAAUGCAGCGAGACAGCGACAGUAGCAGAAAAAGGUCCAACGACAGCACAGCUAUUGAGGUGCAAAAAAUGUAACUACACAUACGAAGAUUGGUUGCGUACACUGAAGAGCCGAUACUUCCAUCACACAACGGCAACAAAUAAUUAAUCAGUCCCGGUUCUUUCAUUUCGACGCACUUGCAAUGGCUACUUUGUUGCAUCACUUUGUUGUGAUUUUGUUCAUUUUGUAUGCUGCGUGUAUGGCCUGGGGUCGCGCGGCUAAUUCAAAAACGGUGCCUACGUCGUUGGUAGACAGCGGCAAACAGCUAUUCGUCUUUGGCAGCGGCAAAGAGACGAGUCCGCCAGACUUUGUGCGCUUGGUUGUGAUGCGGCUCAUUUAUGGAUUGGCCUCGACAAUGGGACUAGAAGAGCGGCUAGAGGAUGCUUUCAAUGGCGCCUUUGUGCCACCGAAUGCAGACGACGGGUUCUUCAGUUUCGGCGGUUCCGAUUAUGAUGGGGGCGAUGAUGGUGGGCUGGGUGCACUCUUCGAUGAUUUCUAGAAAGUAGUGAAGAGCAUAAUCUGUUUGUGUUUUUAAUAAGUAAAAUUUAAGUUUUUAAGCAAUUGACGAUGGGCCAAAGUGAAGAUAAGAACUUAAUAUAGUGACCAAAAAAUUAAUAUAGGUGCGUUUAAUUGUAGUAAUUAAUUUUAAUUUUGUAAUACUUUCUAAGUAAAUGUGCAGAAAAAAGCAGAAAGUGGUACUGCUUUUUUGUAACCGCACAAAGAGUGUUUGCUUUUAGUUAUGUAAUAAAUAGAAAACGUAUUGAAAUCUGUUACACAUGUGUUAAAAAUAAAAAAAUUAAAAAUUAGUUAUGAAACCAAAA
Messenger RNA from Rhagoletis zephyria (snowberry fruit fly), 863 nucleotides. RefSeq lists its product as uncharacterized. The record is from RefSeq and is a predicted model, not a curated record. NCBI's taxonomy places the organism in Eukaryota, Metazoa, Arthropoda, Insecta, Diptera, Tephritidae.